Messenger RNA from Salpingoeca rosetta, 3723 nucleotides. RefSeq lists its product as uncharacterized. The record is from RefSeq and is a predicted model, not a curated record. The transcript is spliced from 29 exons. NCBI's taxonomy places the organism in Eukaryota, Choanoflagellata, Craspedida, Salpingoecidae. Bases 203 to 3613 code for a protein of 1136 amino acids. Gene Ontology annotation, cellular component: plasma membrane. Gene Ontology annotation, biological process: phospholipid translocation. Gene Ontology annotation, molecular function: ATP hydrolysis activity; magnesium ion binding; ATP binding.
AAAACUGCAUCGGCGAUUUCGCGGAUUUGAGGAGAAAGCAGUGGCUGCAAAGGGAAGCGGUCCUUCCUUGCGCGUGCUUGCUUGCUUGGGAAUUCGCAGCAACACACACCGUGUCAGCUGCCACUGCUGCCGUGACACUACCGUUGCGACUGCUGGUGUCAUUUCGACUGCGCCCUUUGCCCUCUCGGUUUGCACCACAGUCAUGGAGUUGGAAGACGACAUUGUGGAUGCACCCCACAACCCAAUCUCAGUGUCAGGUUCGAGCACCGAGUUUGAUUUGAAUGGGGAAGAAGCCCAACGCGCGUUCGUGGUCAAGGAGCAUGGUGCAAAUGAACACCACAACUUCUGCUCAAACCGCAUCAGCACGGCCAAGUACAACCUGGCCACGUUCUUUCCAAAGUUUCUUUACGAGCAGUUUAGCCGCCAUGCAAACCUGUUCUUCCUCUUCAUCGCCCUGAUUCAGCAAAUACCCAACGUGUCGCCGACGGGCCAAUGGACAACAGCGCUGCCGCUGUCCAUUGUUCUCAUCAUGACCGCCGUCAAGGAACUCGCCGAAGACUUUAAACGCCACAAGGCCGACAACGAAGUGAACCGCCGGAAAGUGAAAGUGUUUCGCGACCUCACCUUCCGCACCGCCAGAUGGACUGAGGUGCGCGUUGGCGAUGUUGUCAAGGUGCUCAACAACCAAUAUUUCCCCGCCGACCUCGUCCUCCUCUCCUCCUCUGAGCCAGAGGCGAUGUGCUAUGUGGAGACGGCAAACUUGGACGGUGAGACGAACCUCAAGAUCAGACAGGGCCACCCGCAGACAGCGCACCUCCUCACUCGCGAACGCAUCAGGACGCUGCAGGCGCGUGUUGAGUGCGAGACGCCGAACGAACGGCUGUACAAGUUCGUCGGCAACAUCAUCAUCACGCGGCCAGACGGCAGCGAGAACGUCGUUCCUCUCGGCGCCGACCAGUUCCUGCAGCGCGGCGCGCAGUUGAAGAACACGCCGUGGGUGUACGGUGUUGUUGUGUUCACGGGCCACGAGUCGAAACUGCUCAAGAACAACAAGGCUGCCCCGAUCAAGCGGAGCAACGUGGAUGAUGUGUACAACCGUCAGAUCAUUUACCUCUUCUUCACACUGGUGUCGCUCGCUGUGAUGUGCACGAUUGCAUACGCUGUGUGGACCGGCGAGCACAGGAGCGACUGGUACUUGGGAUUCAAGUCCAAACCUCCACUGAGCCCGGGGCUGACACUGUUCACGUUUAUGAUUCUCUUCAACAACCUCAUUCCCAUCUCCCUCAUCAUCACCCUCGAUAUUGUCAAGUACUUUCAGGCGCUUGUGUUCAUCAACAACGACGUUGAGAUGUACGACGAAGCGACAGACACACCCGCACGCGCGCGCACGUCCGCGCUGAACGAGGAGCUGGGCCAGGUGCAAUACAUCUUUUCCGACAAGACCGGCACGCUCACGUGCAACGAGAUGGUGUUUCUCAAGUGCAGCAUUGCCGGCGUUGCAUAUGGGGACGUGCAGCAGGACCCGGGCGUGUUUUCCGACCCGGCGCUGCUGGACAACUUGACGUCUGGUCACGACACGGCGUCGGUGAUUCGCGAAUGGCUCACGCUGCUCGCGGUCUGCCACACUGUCAUCCCUGAACGCGACAGGACGGAUCCAGAUGUCAUUGUGUACCAGGCUGCGUCGCCGGACGAGGCUGCGCUGGUGUCUGCAGUGAAGCGCCUGGGGUUUUCCUUCAACGUGCGUCAGCCAGAUCGCGUGGUCAUCAAUGCUCUCGGCUCCGAUGAGACAUUCUUCAUCCUCAACGUUCUUGAAUUCAACUCCACUCGCAAGCGCAUGUCUGUGAUUGUCCGUGAUGAGAGCGGGGCCAUCAAGCUGCUGACCAAGGGUGCCGAUUCCGUCAUUUUCGAGCGCCUCAGUCAGAACCAGCCCUUUGCAGAUGCCACAAAGGAACACUUACACCGGUUCGCCACGGAGGGCCUGCGAACGCUGUGUGUCGGCGUGCGUCUGCUGCGAGAGGAAGAGUACAACGAGUGGGCGCGCGUGUACGAGGAAGCGAGCACCGCCAUCCACGACCGCGCCGCAAAGCUCGACCGCGCCGCAGAGCUGAUUGAGAAGGACCUGUUUCUGCUCGGCGCGACGGCGAUUGAGGACCGGUUACAGGAGCAGGUGCCCGAGACCAUUCAGGCGCUGGCAAACGCAGGCAUCAACAUCUGGGUUUGCACGGGCGACAAGCAGGAGACGGCGAUCAACAUUGGCUUCUCCUGUCGCCUGUUGAACUCGACGAUGGACCUGCUGAUUGCCAACGAGACGACGCUGCCUGCAACAAUGGCGUGGUGCGAGCGCGAACUGGAGGCGCUUGAGGACCACGGCGACCGCCCGCUCGCGCUCAUCAUCGACGGACCCACCCUCGAGUUUGCUCUCGACCAGAGCCUGCGCCUGCGUUGGCUGCAGCUUGCAAAAGCGUGCAAGGCCGUUGUGUGCUGUCGCGUGUCCCCUCUGCAGAAGGCCGAAGUUGUCAGACUGGUGAAGGAGAACGAGCGAGCCAUUACGCUUGCGAUUGGCGACGGUGCAAACGACGUUGCGAUGAUCCAAGCAGCGCACGUUGGUGUCGGUAUCAGUGGCAAAGAGGGCCUGCAGGCCGCCCGCGCCUCAGACUACAGCAUCGGCCAGUUCCGCUUCUUGCAGCGGCUGUUGCUGGUGCACGGCGCGUGGAGUUAUCGUCGUGUGACCAUGCUUAUCCUGUACUCGUUCUACAAGAACAUCGCCCUCUACCUCAUCGAGCUGUGGUAUGCCUUCAGCAACGGCUUUUCGGGCCAGAUUCUGUUUGAGCGGUGGACAAUUGCGACGUACAACGUGGCGUUUACGCUGUUGCCACCGGUUGCAAUUGGCAUCUUCGAUCAGCACCUCAGUGCAGAGACCCUGCUUGCCAUGCCACACUUGUACAAAUCUGGACCGCGAAGAGAGCACUUCAACACGCGCGUGUUCUGGGGAUGGACCCUCAACAGCAUCUUCCACUCUGUCAUCCUCUUCUGGCUCCCACUCGAAAUGUUCCGCGGGGAUACGAUUACGGCCGAUGGGCAGGUUGGCGGGCAGUGGGUGCUGGGCCACGUUGUCUACUCCAUUGUCGUUUACACCGUCACCCUCAAGGCCGCGUUGGUUACGGAGUCCUGGACUAUCUACAACCACAUUGCCGUGUGGGGCUCUGCUCUCAUUUGGCUCGUCUUCACCUUUGCGUACUUUGAGCUGUGGGCAGCGCCUGGCGUGUCCAUUGCCCACGAGGUGUUUGGCAUUGGUCGCUACAUGUACAGGAGCGCGCGUGUGUGGUUCAGUUUCCUGGUGAUUCCUGCGCUUGCGCUGCUGCGCGACGUCGUGUUUGUGCUUGUGCGUCAUCUCCUCUUCCCCACGGAGGAAGUGCGGCUACAGCGCCUCGAACGCCGCCACCAAGUCAUCGCCAAGAUGCCAGAGCAACUGUGGGCUGAGAUGCAUGGACGUGGCACGGCCCAGGACUACACGGGCUAUGCCUUCAGCCAGAAUGAGAACACAGACUCCAUCACUCAGAUGGAGAUCAUUCGGCGCUAUGACACGACCGUUGAGAAGCCGCAGGGCGAGUAACACCGCAGCCCUGUUCCGUUUCAUCUCUCCUUCGCACGCUCUCCUCUCUCCUUUGUAGUUCGUCAAGGCGCGAUUAUUUGCCGUGUUACCCGUAAACAUUCCGUUUCCAC